AUGUCAUCAGGCGCUCCCGCAAGUCUCAUCAGCACCUCUUUACCUUUGCCCCUGCUCGCAAAAGGCAAAGUGCGAGAUUUGUACGAUGCUGGACCCGUCCUGUCUUCCGAAGUCGAUGCUGGAAGGUUGGGCGAAGAGUACAGAGAUGCCAUACUCUUCGUAGCGACGGAUCGCAUCAGCGCAUUCGAUGUGAUCCUGGAAAAUGUGAGUGUUGGAUGAGAGCGAAAAGCAGCGAGGUGUGCUGACCAUUCUGCUUGGCCCAAACCUGCGCAAUUGCAACACCGGCCGACAGGGCAUCCCAUCCAAAGGCCCGCUACUGCACGCCCUCUCCACUUUCUGGUUCGACCUGCUCACACCUUCCAUCCUUCCAUCUCACGUUCUAUCGAAUUCCUUUGAUUCCUUUCCCGCAGCACUCCGAUCCGCACUCUCCUCUGUAUCCUCUCAAGUAGCAAAUCGCAGCAUGCUGGCCAGACGAGCCAGAGUGUUGCCCAUCGAGGCGAUUGUGAGGGGAUACAUUACGGGCAGUGCGUGGAAGGAGUACAAGAAGAGCGGGACGGUGCACGGGAUCAAAGUUCAGGAAGGACUGGUGGAGAGUCAGGAGUUUCCUCAAGCCAUCUUCACACCCAGCACCAAAGCUGAGCAGGGAUCGCACGAUGAAAAUAUUCAUCCCGACAAAGGUGAGUAUCGGUCGUGAUGGGGGGUUGCCAAUCUUCCUGACGGGUUCCAGGCUCGCUCUUUGCGGGUCACACGUGCAUUCUUCUAACAUUCGCUCGCGAUUUUGUCUCUUGCCCGCGCAUCAGUCGCGGAUCUGAUAGGUGCACACCUAGCCAAGGAGGUCGAAAGCGCAGCGUUGUCGCUUUUCAAACAAGCCUCAGCACACGCCAAAUCACGCGGCAUCAUUCUGGCCGACACAAAGUUUGAAUUCGGUCUGAUCUCUAGCACAUCUUCUUCGACUGGUCAGGCGAGCCAACAGCUGAUCUUGGUGGAUGAAGUCUUGACUCCAGACUCUUCGCGGUUCUGGUCGGCGACGGAAUAUCAAGUGGGCAAACCUCAGCAGAGCUUUGAUAAACAAUUUGUCAGGGAUUGGUUGAUCGAAGAGGGAUUGGAUGGCAAAGAAAAGGGAAAGGAUGGACAGAGUGUAAGAUUGCCUGAUAGGGUAGCUUUGGAUACCAGGGAUAAAUACCAGGAGGCGUACGAGAGGAUAACGGGCAGAAAGUGGCAAGCUUUGCAUUGA
Ceraceosorus bombacis is the source of this 1234-nucleotide messenger RNA. The record is from the annotation of a GenBank genome assembly. Lineage: Eukaryota; Fungi; Basidiomycota; Exobasidiomycetes; Ceraceosorales; Ceraceosoraceae.